Messenger RNA from Ilyonectria robusta, 1936 nucleotides. Its product is annotated as heterokaryon incompatibility protein-domain-containing protein. The transcript is spliced from 2 exons. Lineage: Eukaryota; Fungi; Ascomycota; Sordariomycetes; Hypocreales; Nectriaceae. The record is from RefSeq and is a predicted model, not a curated record. Bases 57 to 1901 code for a protein of 614 amino acids.
UGAACAUAUCCUUACACUCUUGACUCUCAGGUGCUUUCCCACUCUUGAAGAUCCCGAUGCGUCUUAUCAAAACGGAUACUCUUGAAGUGCAAGAGUUUAUUGCUGACGAUGACAUCCCUCGAUAUGCAAUAUUCUCUCACACAUGGGCUGAUGAAGAAGUAAAGUACGAAGAGAUGCUUGACUCUUCGCGCUUCCACAAGAAAGGUUAUCAGAAGAUCACCUACGCUUGUCAACAAGCUGUGUCAGAUGGUCUAGAUUGGAUGUGGAUUGACAGUUGUUGUAUCGACAAGCGAAGCAGUGCAGAGCUAUCGGAAGCUAUCAAUUCUAUGUACCGCUGGUACGAGGCGGCUGCUGUCUGCUACGUCUACCUAGCAGACGUCUGCUCUACUCUAGACUCCGAACAAGGUCUACUCGAGUUCAGAAACAGCCGGUGGUUCACCCGUGGAUGGACAUUGCAGGAGCUUCUGGCACCUCGAAAUGUUUUGUUCUUCUCCCAGAGCUGGACCCAUCUUGGAAACCGGGAGAGCUUGCAGACCUUGAUCUGUGGUAUUACUGGAAUCGAACCAAAUUUUUUAUUAGGUCAGGAUUUGGAUUUCGCGAGCGUUGCAAAGAAAAUGUCGUGGGCGGCUCAUCGAAACACCUCUCGAAUUGAGGACAUUGCCUAUUGUCUGUUAGGGAUUUUCGACGUCAAUAUGCCACUUCUGUACGGCGAAGGGAAGAAAUCCUUUCUCCGGUUGCAGGAGGAGGUAUAUCGGGCCUCUGGAGAUGACUCAAUAUUUUCGUGGGGUAGUCCUUACAGGUUGGACUCGUUCCUCCGGUCCAAAAGUCCAAGCCUAGAUCACAAGCGAUCAAGAGGUUCUGAAACUACUCAAGCCAAAAUUCAUCUCACAGCUGACGAACCUCUUCUUGGACUCCUGGCGGUUUCUCCGAAAGCGUUCAAAGAUAAUGGAAACAUUAUGCGCCUUCGUUCUUUCGAGAGCAUUGGGGUUCCUCCCGUCUUUUUUGGCGGUGGAGUGCGCAUCGGUCUUCCAAUAGCGAAGCAAAUUCUUCCGGAUGGGAAUUUGGUUGACUUACCGUGGUUGAAAGAGGCAUCUGUGGCCAUUCUGGGUUGUCGGAUGGAGCGCGAACAUCAAACCAUCAUCGGCUUGUUGCUCCGUCCAUGGGGUGGCAAGUUCUCUGCCAGGUGCGGAAAUCCAGUCAUCCUUCGGACUGACUCGUACAAUUUCUGGGACAAAGCCGAUCCGUACCUAGAGAAACAGAUCAAAUUUUUCGAUAUCAAGGCCCCGAAGCAUCAUCCGAAGUAUAUGAUCAGUCUCAGUCAAAUCCCAUACGCGGCAACAGGAUAUGCUUUGUCUCGUGUUAGAUCGAAUCAAGGUACCAAGUGGAACAAGAGAGACUACGUACUGGAAUGCAAUGACGGUGUUGACGCUCUCCUGGCCGCAUUUGUGUUCAAGGCGAAUGGAAAACAAGCAUUCACAGUUAUUCUAGCGCGUGGGACUAGAGGUGAAUGGAGAAAGUACAUGGAAGAUAACAUCCAGAAUCUUCCUGUGGAUAGCUCGGAUCCGUAUGGUUGGAAGCUGGCGCGUCAGCUAGCUGGAGAUGCCGAGCCACAAGGACUCUUGGUAAUCUGCGCACCUCUUGACAUCGGGUUGAGCUUGCAAGACACGCCUUGGGCGGAUGGCUGUUCCUCUGGCAACCCAACCUUCAAAGACGAGGGAGGGUUCGACAGACGCGCGAUAGCUCGUGUCAUGCAAUCAUCAAGGAUCUGCUGGUUGCAAGAGAAUGGGUCCAUGAACCGCGAAUUUAGGAUGGAUGACCUGAGGGUCAAGGUGAAGCUAGACUGGAUGAAAGCUCCGACGGUAAAUUCGGAGAACACUACAGUUGAGAUUGAAGUACUUUAGUCUUGCCUUUUGUUUUCAUUGCCGUCCUAUCCCGG